Molecule: messenger RNA, 2098 nt
Organism: Gaeumannomyces tritici R3-111a-1
Lineage: Eukaryota; Fungi; Ascomycota; Sordariomycetes; Magnaporthales; Magnaporthaceae
Product: aspergillopepsin-F
Exons: 2
Coding region: 525-1892 (455 amino acids)
Biological process (GO): proteolysis
Molecular function (GO): aspartic-type endopeptidase activity
Source: RefSeq, a predicted model, not a curated record
GCGCGCCAUUCGCACAAAGCCGUCAAGGCCAAGGAUUCGAGCCAACCUUGAUGGUAUCUGUAAUGGGGGCGUGGGUAUUGCCACACGCCUCCCCCUGGCCUGCUCCUCUGCUUGGACCCCACCACCAGGCUGUCAAGGGUACGAUGAGAUGCCUUGGUUCCACCCGUGUCAGCCUCUGUCUCGUUUUCUGCGAGCGCUCACCACUCGGGGGAGUGUCCCAUUAGGAAGCGCCGCUGUCAGGUACAUUAACCUCGCAGAUUCCUUUCCUUGAUCCCUUCUUUGUCUUCUUCUCUACCACCUCUCCUUCCCCCUUUCUCUCCUAUUUUUUUGCACAGCCGUUGCCUUUGGUCGACGGUGUGUUAUUCUUUUCAUCUCGCCUUGGUCUUUCUUCGGGAUAGAUUUACCUGGCGACGAGCAGUGCUCGCACUUUUACUCUUUUAACUCGUCCCUCUUUCACUCCUCUUUCACCAUUACCACCUGGCGUGGAUUAUUCAACUGUACCUCACAUCGCUACCCUUGUCAACAUGUGGUCUCUACUCAACUCGCUGCUCUUCCUCGGGGUGCUGGCCUCGUUCGUCUCGGCCGCCCCAUCCAGGCUGCAGAAAAGGUCGUUCAAGGUUGAGCGUGUGCGGAACGUCAACUUCAAGGGACACAAUGGCCCACGAGAGCUAUUAAAAGCCUACUCCAAGUUCAGCAUGCCUAUCCCAUCGGCAUUGCUAGAGUCGAUCCAGGCCGAGGCCGCAGCUGCCAAGGCCACCCAGGCCGAGUCCUUCUCGGCGGCAUCGGUCGAGGGCGCAAAGGGCGAUGAUAUCAUUGUGGACGGCAUCGAGUUUGUGCCAGCUGCCCCCGAGGCUACGGCUGGCAAGGCCUCGGGCGGCAAGGGAGUCAACGGCACUGGAAAGGGUGCCGGCGUUGGCCUGGUCACGGCCACACCCGAGGCCGGAGACGUUGAGUACCUCUCGCCCGUCAACAUCGGCGGGCAGACCCUGAACCUGGACUUCGACUCGGGAUCGUCGGACCUGUGGGUCUUCAGUACCAUGCUCUCGCAGAACGUCCAGAAGGGCCACACCGUCUUUGACCCAGCAAAGUCCAAGUCCUUCAAGAUGUCCCAGGGCUCCUCGUUCCAGAUCAGCUACGGCGACGGCUCCCAGGCGGCCGGCGUCGUCGGCACCGACACGGUCGACGUUGGUGGCGUCUCUUUCGCCAACCAGGCCGUCGAGCUGGCCACCCAGGUCAGCGGCUCCUUCGUCAAGGACACGGCCAACAACGGCCUCAUGGGCCUUGCCUACUCCAAGCUCAACGCCGUGAGCCCCGAGAAGCAAAAGACCUUCUUCGACAACGUCAUGCCCUCGCUCGCCGAGCCAGUCUUCACGGCCGACCUCCGCAAGGGCGCCACUGGCGCGUACGAGUUUGGGCGCAUCGACAGCUCCAAGUUCACGGGCGCCAUGAACUUUGUGCCCAUCAACACGACCAGGGGCUUCUGGCAGUUCUCGAGCGAGAAGUUCGCCGUCGGCGACGGGCAGCCGCAGCAGGGCACGCCCGGCGGCCAGGCCAUCGCCGACACGGGCACGACCCUCAUCCUCGCCAACGCGGCCACCAUCAACGGCUACUACAGCAAGGUCCAGGGCGCCAAGAACGACCAGACCGUCGGCGGCAUCACCGUACCCUGCGACGCCAACCUGCCCGACCUGAUGCUCGACGUCGGCGGCGUCAUGGCCAAGGUCAAGGGGUCCGACAUUGUGUUUGCCAAGGUCGAGGGUAACACCUGCUUCGGAGGAAUGCAGCCCACCACCUCCAACCUCCAGAUCUACGGCGACAUCUUCUUCAAGUCCCAGUUUGUUGUCUUCAAUGGCGGCAACAACACGCUGGGGAUUGCGGACCACGCUGUUUGAUUUGGGUGUUUUUUUCAGGAAAGCUGCGGGUUCGCAGUGGUGGUGUCUUCUUUUUGUUCGAUAUUUCUCCAGAGUUUUGUGUUUCCUAAUGCUGGGCGGGGCCUCGGCCUGGCCCGUUGACUUGAUUGUAAAUAUGAUGUCCGUGCGACGACUAUAAACUUUCUCCCCCUCCCCUUCUUUUCAGUGCAUGAAAAUUUCGCAGUCAC